Messenger RNA from Exophiala mesophila, 1775 nucleotides. RefSeq lists its product as uncharacterized. The transcript has 2 exons. The coding region runs from base 159 to 1595 and encodes 478 amino acids. Gene Ontology annotation, biological process: nucleoside transmembrane transport. Gene Ontology annotation, cellular component: fungal-type vacuole membrane; plasma membrane. NCBI's taxonomy places the organism in Eukaryota, Fungi, Ascomycota, Eurotiomycetes, Chaetothyriales, Herpotrichiellaceae. The record is from RefSeq and is a predicted model, not a curated record. Gene Ontology annotation, molecular function: nucleobase transmembrane transporter activity; nicotinamide riboside transmembrane transporter activity.
CCUCCAAACCCUUCGGUCGUGCCUAUUCAUGCUCCUUGACACAGUUCAAGGCAGCCAGCUGUGAAUUUAAGCAAAGAUCCCGGCAGAGCGUCUGUCCGAAGUUUGCCAUGGCACAAUAGACCAUUGACUGAACCGACAGCAAUGACCAACGACUCUUGAUGAACACCACUCCUCCACCUCCGCAGACAAUCGAGUUACAAGAGCUGUCCAACAUGGAUCGGAUAAAGGCCCUGUUCCGGCCACGCCCAGAGUAUGAACCGCUGCAGAAUGAUACAGAAAGAGAUGAUGAUGAAAGUGUGGCAUCUGACUCUGGCGAAUCGGUCGUCGAACCUCCAUUCUCAUGGAUCAAUUACAGUGUCUUUUUCCUGCUUGGGAUUGCCAUGUUAUGGGCUUGGAACAUGUUUCUUGCCGCAGCUCCCUACUUUCAGAAUCGAUUCCGGAAUGACGAAUGGAUUCUCAACCACUUUCAGGCUGCCGAGAUUUCCGUAUCGACAGUCACCAAUCUGACCUCGAUGAUCAUCCUCUCUAAACUACAGAAGGGGGCUUCAUAUCCAAAGCGUAUAUCUACAUCGCUGCUUUUGAACAUUUCUGUAUUCUCUGUGCUGUCUGCAUCGACGGCGUUCAAGACAAGCGCAGGGGUGUACUUUGGAUUUCUGCUGGUUGCGAUACUCGUAGCCAGCUUUUCGACUGGGUUGAUCCAAAAUGGAUUGUUCUCCUUCUCGUCGGGCUUCGGGAGAAGCGAAUAUACACAGGCUAUUAUGACAGGCCAGGCCGUGGCAGGUGUCCUUCCACCACUUGCACAAAUCAUCUCCGUCGCUGCUGUCCCAGCGAAGAAAGGAGAUGGGACAGAAACGGCAGAUGCAUCGCCAACUUCUGCGCUCAUCUACUUCCUGACUGCUACAGGAAUCUCAGUCCUGGCCUUGUUGGCAUUCUUCUAUCUGUUGGCUCGCAAGGGCGAUUCGCACAGUCUUACAUCUGCCUCCAAACCUACACUGGACGAGACGUCGGAAGGCGAUGCCCUCAGAGGGAAUGUUCGCAUAUCCGGCAGACAACAAGACCCCAGUCCUGAGGAGCGUCCAAACGUGGCCCUGACGACACUAUUCCUCAGGAUGCCCUUCCUAGCUCUGGCAGUGUUUGUCUGCUUUGCCGUCACCAUGACAUUCCCAGUCUUCACAGCAUCCAUCCGAUCUGUCAAUGGAGUCGACUCGGCCAUAUUCAUCCCUACAGCUUUUCUGAUUUGGAACAUCGGAGAUCUCCUGGGUCGACUGUCAACAUUGUGGAAGCCAAUCUCACUGACUCAUUAUCCCUUUGCCCUUUUCUGCAUUGCGAUGGCAAGGCUCUUGUUCAUUCCCCUGUACUUUUUGUGCAAUAUCAAGGGAAAGGGUGCGGCUAUCAGCAGCGACUUCUUCUACUUGGCCAUUGUGCAAUUCUUCUUCGGGCUCAGCAAUGGAUACCUGGGAAGUGAAUGCAUGAUGGGCUCGGGUGAAUGGGUACUUCCUGAAGAACGGGAGGCCGCGGGAGGGUUUAUGGGAUUGAUGCUCGUGGGUGGCCUCACCGUUGGCAGUCUCUUGAGCUUCUUGCUCGGGGACAUUUAGAAUCAUGGUAGAGUUCACGAAGCACAUGAUCGUUUUACCUGGUUGUUUCAUCCAACCUGCCCAGAACACGGUGGGGUGUCAGCAUACCCACAGUACGAAUAUGUACUCCGUAUGCAUGCUAGAUAUACACAUAUAAAAGUCCUCUACGGACAUGACCUUGGCAUGGAUACUUUUGCAAAG